AUGACUGUUCGGAACCGUGGGUCUCUUCGGAGGACCCCUGAGGACUCAGGCUGUCGGCAAGAACACAGAGCCUCCACUAGCACCUCCGGUUCCACAAGAAACAGAGAAUCCCCUCAGAUGCAUUGUGAGGCGUUUUAUAAAGCCGCUGAUGGGGGCCAAAUGCAUGAGGCCUUUACAGUCCCCUGCGAAGCGGCACGAGCAGCAUCGGCAUCGCUUCCUCCAGCAAAAGGGCCUGACGGCUACAAACUUCCUGCGCAAGGGACAGCACUAACACAGCCAAAAAACAUAACAACCAUUAAUCCUUCUGGAUCUGGGGAAUUGCUCGCAGGCCCUCUCAGGGAGUGCUGCAAGGGGGACCUCAAACAACGUCUAGGAGAGCAAGCGCAGCAAGAUCAACAACAGCAGCAGGAACAUCCGCAGAAGCAAAUGCAGAGGAAGCAGCAGCAAGAGAUGCUUCUCCCUCACGCCGCCAUGACUUUGGGGGAACAUUCUAUAGAGGACUUCUGGCCCCCAAACCUGGUGCGGCGGCCCUCUGUUGAGAUGUUGCAGCACCUCAGAGUUGCAGCCGAGCGGCAUCAGGAUCCCAUUGCCGCAUUUAUUCCACCUACGUUGAAUCCUGCGACACCAGCUAAAGCAGUUGCAGAGCUUAAAACGGUGCCAGCGGAAGUAGCGAGGGCUGAGGAGGUAGUUGAGACGGCCACUUCGACUAUCACUUCACACAAUAUCAGCACCAAGACGAUCGACGGUGUGGUGGACAGCAAGGCCAACAACAGCGAAAGUUGGAUUGGAAGACCACACAAAUUACCCAUGAACUCGGAUAUCCCUUAUGCCUUAGCGGGAGUCUCCCAACCCCGAGGGGAUUGCUCGUUUGGCCCAUCUGAUGUGGUUUCCACUGGAAAACCAGUUAUGACAGCAUCAUCAUCCACAGCAACAAUAGCUGGGGCAGCCCCACGUGCGGAAGUGUGUACAACAGUGAACAUCAACAUAGCCAAGAAGGCUGGAGCACAGACUAGCCUAGUAGACACUGUCUGCGAAUCUUUGGCCAAACGUAGAGUAAACGGGAGGAGCAACUGCAACGACACUGGUAACAUGCAAAAGCUGCGCUGCGAUAUUCUUCCUUGUGGGGAGCCAUCAUCAGAGCUCAAGAACGCCAGAGGGCCACACAGGCAACUAUGCAAAUCAUCCACACUCGAUGGGCUCGUUCAAUCCAAUCGAGGCCUUUAUGGUAGUAUUUAUCUAGGCGAACAGCGAGCGCAUGAAGACAAGCAGCCGCAGCAUCCGUUGCAACAACAACCGCAAACACAAGCCGGCGUGCUGCAAAAUGAGAAGAAACAUCAGUCUCAGCAGAGGCCACAUGAGCAGACAAAAAUGCCAAGGCCUCGGGAAUUCGUUCGACAGCUCGCGUUGGGUUUACUAACGGGGCACAGGGGUGGCGGGAAAAACCGGCGAGCAUGGCUCAGCCGCUGCUAUAGUAGCAGCAGCAGAAUAAGCCGAACCCAGCAACAAGAACGGCAACGAAUACAACAAAGGCCGCAGGACGACGGAGGCGACUGGGAGGCCUGCUGUCUGCUGCAGCCAGCAGAUGAGAAAAACGACGGACUUCCGGCUCACAACCGCAGCAACAGCAGUACUGUACCGAGGUUUGGGGGCUGUCGGAGGGCAUCCAACAGGCUACAACGGAUGGCCUUCUCCUUUGGCUGCUUUGGAGAGGCAUCACAGCGCAGGACAGGGAGCCAGCGAGACCCUUUCGGAUCAUUAACCCCCGCUCAAUACAGAGCCUGGCGAAAACAGCAGCAAGCCUAUGCAGAUGACGGAUCGCUUUUCCCCCGAGGUCUUGCCAACCUAAAGAAUACUUGCUUCCUCAAUGCUGCUCUUCAGGCCUUAGCGGGCAUUCCUUCAUUUGUAGCGUCUCUCCAAGCUGGCCUUCCCCCCGAGCCUGGGGUUAGGGAAGUGCGGUGGCAUGGGACUUACAGGGCUUUCAUUGCUCACCAUGACGAAAAUAAUGAGGCAACGAGUGGCAUUGCGGGUGCGGCAUGCAGUAGCACCACGGCAACCCCGGACAGCGAAGAUACAAGAGGCCAACGGCUGCAGCAACUUCGGCACGUCGAGCACCAGUCAGAGCAGCAGAUGGAGCUGCUGAAGAAGCAGCAAUUACGGCGUCAGGAGCUUUUGCUGCGGCUGCGCCUGCAGCAAGAGAGGAGGGAGAAACACCAGCCUGAAUGUCUGGGCUCUCUUGACGAGAACCAAAGGAGGCUGCUUCUUAGGGAAUUCUUCACGCUACUCUGCAGAUUGACGUGCGCUGAGGAAACGUCUCGCGAGGAGUUCGCCGCUCAGAGGCCACGGGAGUCUAACUCAGCUGCCACAUGCAGACCAGAGCCGCAGCAGCAAUGGCAGCAGAGGAAACAGCAGCACACGCCUGCUGUGAAAUACGACACUAUUCGGCCCGAAAGGCUCAGGAGGGCCCUUGUAGCGCCCCUUGCGGGACUUCUUUUGAAUGACUGCAACAUGCAGCAACAACAGGACUGUCACGAGUUCUUAAGGGGCCUCAUCGACUUAAUUCACGAAAUACUUAAAACUUGUAGAUGGGAGAGAGAGGAGGCAGCAGCAGCACAGCAGCUGCUGCAAUUACAGGCAACUUCCCCGAUGGCUGAUCUGGAGCCCGUUUUUCUUACCUCAUUUGGCUCUCUCCGCUUUCCGUUGACUCUCGACGAAGAUAAACAAACGCAACACCAAAAGAGUCCUCCUAAGGUGCAGCUAAGUGAGAACAGGGAGAGCAGCGAACCUGGCAAGGCAGUAGGAUGCGACGGCGGGGAUGUAGAACGUGCGGAAAAGAAGUGGAGGGAGUAUAUAAGAGACCAAGCUUCCCCUAUGGCAGAUUUCUUUGCUGGACAGCUGUGCAGCGAGAUCCAGUGUGCGGGAUGCCGCCAAUCCUUGUUCAUAUAUGAGCCUGCGUGGGAUUUGUCUUUACCGCUUCCCGUGGAUGGCAAAACAGUAUCUUUAAGCAAUUUACUGGAAGGCUUCUUUGGCUCCGAGGAGUUGGACUUCAGCUGUAGCAGUUGCCACAGCCCUGCUUGCAAGGCCUACAGGACAAUUCGCUACACACACACCCCUAAAGUGCUGCUGCUGCAAAUAAAGCGGUUUUCUGCCUCCGGGCAAAAACGGCGAACCCGAGUUGAAUACCCUCUUGAGGAACUUGUCAUUAAGACGAAGAGCGAAUCUGCCACAUUUCGCUUGAUUGCCGUGAUCGAGCACAAUGGGAACAGUUGCCAGUCUGGCCACUACGUGGCUUAUGUGCGACGAAGGAGAUUUGUGAUCCCGGUAGCAAUCGCCCCUGCAACUACGGAUACAGCUUCAGGACGAAAUGAGACUCCCAGAAACUCUGCGUGCUCGCCAUCAGAAUUCCUUAGGCGCAUCGGAAUUUUAAAGGGCUUAACGAGCUGUUCGGCCCACUCUCUGCGGCACCCUCAUAAAUCUUCCACCGCACCUCCUUCUGGCCCAUCCCCAAGGCAGCCUCCGCUCAAGUCACCUUUCAGGCCACCUAGACCAGCGAUCUCUUUUGAUGGGAUGGCCGACGAUGGUACAGAGCUCCAGACUGCUGUGUUCUGA
Molecule: messenger RNA, 3606 nt
Organism: Eimeria maxima
Lineage: Eukaryota; Apicomplexa; Conoidasida; Eucoccidiorida; Eimeriidae
Product: Ubiquitin carboxyl-terminal hydrolase , related
Exons: 8
Coding region: 1-3606 (1201 amino acids)
Biological process (GO): protein deubiquitination
Cellular component (GO): nucleus; cytosol
Molecular function (GO): cysteine-type deubiquitinase activity; cysteine-type endopeptidase activity
Source: RefSeq, a predicted model, not a curated record